GGCAUUUUAUUUCCUAUCAAUCAUGCCGCACGUCCGUGUGUGUUCAUUCACAUAUCCGUGUGUGUUCAGGUUCAUACCUCAUGGCUGCGUGGCGCGCGCACGCACACACACGACUGCUGGCUUUUUAUAUGACUCUUUUUUUCGUGCCUGAAUCAUAGAGGACAGUGUGGGAGUUUAACUGAAUAAGAGAGCAGAGGAGAGAGAGAGAGAAAGAAAAAGAGAGUGAGAGGGAGGGAGGGACUCGAUGUGUCCAUACAGGCUGCAGAGUGUUUAUUUAUUUGUGCUAGAUCCCCCUUUUUUUUCUUUCUUAUUAUUUUUCAGCUGAUUUUUCCAAAAUGAGGUUAAAGGUUGGAUUCAUCCUUCGAAGUUUACUGGUUAUCGGCACAUUUUUGGGGCUGGUUUUGCUUUGGUCUUCCCUGACACCGAAGGCAGGCGACGAUAACCCGUUUGCUGGCGUAAUGGCAGGAAGAGAUGCAGGUAAACUUCUACAGCCCAACCUUCCCAAUAAUGACGUGGCUGACCAGUUCAAGCCAGUUGUUCCUUGGCCUCACGUUGAAGGAGUUGAGGUCGAUCUGGAGUCUAUCCGCCAGAAAAAUGGUGACAAGCCAAACCCUGCAUUCAAAGUUCAGAACCAGCAGAAUGUCAUCCAGAAGCAAUACGUCACCUUUAAGCCCCACACCAAUGUAUAUAGUGAACCCGUGUUGAAGAAAGGGAUUCUGGGCAACUUUGAGCCUAAAGAACCUGAGCCUCAGGGGGCACAGGACGGACCGGGAGAGGGCAGCAAACCGUUUGUGCUGGGACCUGAGUACAAAGAUGCCGUUCAGGCCAGCAUCAAGGAAUUCGGCUUUAAUAUGGUAGCCAGCGAUAUGAUCUCUCUGGAUCGAACUGUCAGCGACUUACGGCACGAAGAAUGUAAAUACUGGCACUAUGAUGACAACCUCCUCACCUCCAGCGUGAUCAUUGUCUUCCAUAAUGAGGGCUGGUCCACCCUGAUGAGGACGGUGCACAGCGUCAUCAAAAGAACACCAAGGAGAUACUUGGCUGAGAUUGUCAUGAUUGAUGACUUCAGUAACAAAGUUCAUCUUAAAGAGAGGCUGGAGGAGUAUAUAAAACAAUGGAAUGGGUUGGUCAAACUGUUCCGCAAUGAGAAGAGAGAGGGUCUGAUCCAGGCCAGGAGCAUAGGAGCCCGCAAAGCCACUCUGGGACAGGUGCUGAUCUACCUCGAUGCUCAUUGUGAAGUUGGGGUGAACUGGUACGCACCACUGGUGGCCCCCAUUUCAAAAGACAGAACGGUCUGCACAGUACCGUUGAUAGAUUACAUAGACGGCAAUGAUUAUACCAUAGAGCCACAGCAGGGCGGAGACGAGGACGGUCUGGCGCGAGGCGCCUGGGACUGGAGCCUCCUGUGGAAAAGGGUCCCUCUUAGCAGCAGGGAGAAGGCUAAGAGAAAGCAUAAGACCGAGCCUUAUCGGUCUCCUGCCAUGGCUGGAGGACUCUUCGCAAUAGAAAGAGAUUUCUUCUUUGAGCUAGGCCUCUAUGAUCCAGGCCUUCAGAUCUGGGGAGGAGAAAACUUUGAGAUCUCUUACAAGAUAUGGCAAUGUGGUGGGCAGCUUCUGUUCGUGCCAUGUUCACGGGUGGGGCACAUCUACCGUCUGCAGGGCUGGCAGGGAAACCCACCUCCUGCUCAUGUAGGCUCAUCCCCCACACUUAAGAACUAUGUGCGGGUGGUGGAGGUGUGGUGGGAUGAGUAUAAGGACUAUUUCUACGCCAGUCGGCCUGAGACUCUCACGCUGGCCUACGGGGACAUCAGCAGCUUGAAAAAGUUCAGAGAGGAGCAUCGCUGCAAGAGCUUCAAGUGGUUUAUGGAAGAGAUUGCCUAUGACAUCCCUCUACAUUACCCACUGCCUCCAAAGAAUGUCGAAUGGGGAGAGAUCCGUGGGUAUGAGACCAGUUACUGCAUCGACAGCAUGGGCCACACCAAUGGUGGCAACGUCGAGAUUGGGCCUUGUCACAGAAUGGGUGGCAAUCAGCUCUUCAGAAUUAAUGAAGCAAACCAGCUCAUGCAGUACGACCAAUGCUUGACAAAGGGGGUAGAUGGAACUGCCGUCAUCAUAACACACUGCAACUUGAACGAGCACACGGAGUGGAGAUAUUUUAAGGAUCUGCAUCGAUUCACACAUAUACCUACAGGGAAAUGUUUGGAUCGCUCUGAUGUGUUGCACAAGGUUUACAUAGCUGACUGUGACAACAAUAAGAGCUCACAGAAGUGGGAAAUGAACAACAUUGUGGCAGUUUGAGAACUGGCUUUACUGUCUCAAAUGUGCUUCAAGGAUAAACACUGACUACAGCAACAGGUUUUACCUGUAUACGUGUGACUAAUGAAGUUUUAGUCAUCAUUACAAUAACUCUGAACUCUGAUCAUAAACUACUUUUUUUCUUCAUUGAGGACAAUGUUUACAUUGGUUCGUCCCCAGUGUCAGUCGCAUGGGUUUUCUUUGGAAUCUGUGGAUUGGGGAGGGGUCUACCUAACAGAAUGUUUUUUUUCUCUUCUGUAGAAUGUGCACAAUGUGUGCUAAGAUAAAUGAUCUAAUACCACUUUUGUUGCUGCUCCAUUAUAAAGUAAAGGUUGUCCAUCAUGUACUGGGAGGCAUAUAUUUUUUUAACACUGGAACUUCAUUAUGUUUGAGAUGACAACCUGCCACUUGAAAUAUUUUCGUCUUUGGCACAAAGGCACUUUUUUUUGUGCCAUAUUCUAUGGGUAAAGAAUGGGAGAGGAAAGAAAAGGGAAAUGGGGACAAAAAAAAAGUGAUAAGAUAUUUUUGUCUACUGCAUAAAUGUUUGCUUGGUUGGGGGAAUAGAUGUUUACUUGUUUGUGAAAAUCAAUGAUUGAUUAUACUAUUCAUGGCCAAAAAUCACCAAUCUCAAGCAAGUGGAGCAAAUCUAUGUUUUAAGGGCGAGAAUGAUUGCAAUGUGUACAUUUUUGUUUUUGUACAAUGUAAAUAUGAUUAUUUCUAAAUUAACAUUUUGAGAAUGGGGUUCUGGGGUUCUGAAUGAAGGUGUAAAUAUCUAACUUAUGACUGUUUUCUCAAGAAAAUAAAUGGAAAAUUUUUACCAA
This is a messenger RNA of Megalobrama amblycephala (Wuchang bream), 3115 nucleotides long. RefSeq names its product UDP-N-acetyl-alpha-D-galactosamine: polypeptide N-acetylgalactosaminyltransferase 7 (gene galnt7). Bases 336 to 2297 code for a protein of 653 amino acids. Gene Ontology annotation, cellular component: Golgi apparatus. The record is from RefSeq and is a predicted model, not a curated record. The transcript has 12 exons. Lineage: Eukaryota; Metazoa; Chordata; Actinopteri; Cypriniformes; Xenocyprididae.